GGAGGACCCAGAGCCCACACAGAUUAAAGAGGAACAGGAGGAACUCAGGAUCAGUCAGGAGGAAGAGCAGCUUCAAGGGCUGGAUGCUGAUAUCAUAGAGUUCAAAUUUAUACCUUCCUGUGUGAAAAGUGAAUGUGAUCAGGAGGACCCACUUCGGUCCUUGACUCUUCCCCAAACCCAGACUGUGGAGAACAGAGAGAGUGACUCUAAACCAGUGGAUCUCAAACCUUUUGGCACUGUGACCCACCUAAAGGGUCUCUACAUUCCCUGUGACCCUCCAGAUAAUCAAAACAAUGCUUCCAGCCACAGCUCAGCCGUAAGCAGCUUAACAUUGGAUCGAAACCCACCAAUGGGUGAACACAGUUUCAAACCCAGCACCAAGUCUAGAAAUACUCACUGCUGCUGUGACUGUGGUGAAACGUUUGCCCUGAAAGAUGACCUGCAGAGGCAUGUGACCCUCACCAAGAAGAGACUCGGUGAAUGCCACUUCUGCAAAAAACUCUACAACUCCACCUGUAAACUGAAGGCCCACGUCAAACUCUGUCAAGGUGGGAAUCCCUGCACCUGCCCUGUUUGUGGAAAGACCUUCAAAUACAAAGGAGUUCUGUCCAAGCACAUGAUGAUUCACACAGGAGAUAAACCAUUUAGCUGUGGUGACUGUGGGAAAAGCUUCAAACGGAAGGUGAGCCUAACUGAACAUAAACUGACUCACACAGGAGAGAAACCAUUUAGCUGUGGUGACUGCGGGAAAAGCUUCAAUCGGAAGGGGCACCUAACCCUGCACAAGCUGACUCACACAGGAGAGAAACCAUUUAGCUGUGGUGACUGUGGGAAAAGCUACAAUCGGAAAGGGCACCUAACCCUGCACAAGCUGACUCACACAGGAGAGAAACCAUUUAGCUGUGGUGACUGCGGGAAAAGCUUCAAUCGGAAAGGGCACCUAACCAUGCACAAACUGACUCACACAGGAGAGAGACCAUUUAGCUGUGGUGACUGCGGGAAAAGCUUCAAUCGGAAAGAGCACCUAACCCUGCACAAACUGACUCACACAGGAGAGAAACCAUUUAGCUGUGGUGACUGCGGGAAAAGCUUCAAUCAGAAGGGGGACCUAAGGAGGCACAAAUUGAUUCACACAGGAGAGAAACCACAUGGCUGCUCAUUCUGUGGUAAAAGAUUCACUCAGAAGACUAAUCUUCUGAAUCAUGUGGAUAAAAUUCACAAAGAAAGAACACAGGACAGAAACUGAAAGAGGAAAGAACAUUAGGACAAAGAGAUUAUAUUCACUUACCUGACAGACAAAGGCAGGAUGUGGACAAAUCUCUUAGGAAGCAACAGCGAUAUGGCCCUCAUCAAAUAUGCAGACGACAUGGCUCUGGUUGCUUGCCUGGAGGACAAGUCCAUCUCAAGCUACUACCAGUCCAUUUACUGCCUCUUGACGUGGUUUGACAAUAUCUUAGGAGCUCAGUCGGGGUCUCAACUUACUAUUGAAAGUAAGAAUAGUAGAAUACACCAGGUGCAAUUUAGACAUUUGGUUGUGAGUCAGCAGUUUUUUUUUCUUAUGUCAGUCACUGACAGUCAAUCAAUUAGCGAUGUCAGCUAACAAUUUUUUGAUUGGAAGUUAGUCUAGCCAGCUAUCUAAACUUAGUAGGAAUCAUGGCCGAAUACCGACCGAUAAGUGCGUUUUGUUUAGGUGCAAACUCUGUUUUAAGUGAACUACAGUGUUUUUCCAGCCCCAAUUCAAUAAUAUUCUUUAUAAUAUCUCUUGAUAACUGCUUUCUCUGGUUUAGUGUACGCUGUCACAUCAGUCCCAAGCCGUAGCAGCUGUCAGGAGUCACUGAUCUUACAAUGUGUUUUCUGUAUUUUUAUUAAGUGAUCAUCCUAUAUCACCACCCUGUUACUUAUUAUAACUAUUUCCCCUCCUUGUAGUUAUCCAUUUCCAUUAUCACUGGUCUGUACCUUACUAAAACCCUGUAGAAAAGUCUGUCCUGCUCCCCUCCUCUCUACCCAACUUCCCCUCCCAGUCCCUUAAGUGGUCAUGGGUAACUGCAUAUGGAGGACCAAACCUGCUGUAAUUAGAAUUAAAUAAAUAAAUGCACACAUAAAUAGGAAAUUGGAGAUAAAAUCUAUGAUAUGACGCACCAUAAAAAACACAAAAAGAAGAACAGAUGGAACUUUGCUUGAAGUAGAACCAGGUGAACCGUUUUGGAACACUGAGCCAUUGACUGCCUGCCUGAACCAGGUGGCUGUUACAAGUGGGUUGCUUUUGACAAUAAGGCACCGGACUACAGCCAUAUAUACUGAACAAAAAUAUAAAUGCAACAUCUAAAGUGUUGGUCCAUGUUUCAUGCGCUGAAAUAAAAGUUCCCAGAAAUGUUCCAUACACACAAAAAGCUUAUUUCUCUCAAAUGUUGUUUACAUCCCUGUU
Coregonus clupeaformis (lake whitefish) is the source of this 2425-nucleotide messenger RNA. Its product is annotated as gastrula zinc finger protein XlCGF7.1-like. The transcript is spliced from 2 exons. The coding region runs from base 350 to 1246 and encodes 298 amino acids. Lineage: Eukaryota; Metazoa; Chordata; Actinopteri; Salmoniformes; Salmonidae. The record is from RefSeq and is a predicted model, not a curated record. Gene Ontology annotation, molecular function: DNA-binding transcription factor activity, RNA polymerase II-specific; RNA polymerase II cis-regulatory region sequence-specific DNA binding. Gene Ontology annotation, biological process: regulation of DNA-templated transcription.